CUUCCCUCCAGCAAACACAACGUUCCUUCUUCCGUUAAGUUCCCUUCUUUCUUCUUCUCCAACCCAUCCGGCCAUCCUAUCCCAUCCCAUCCCAUCCCAUCCCUUCAGCGUCGUCAUAGCAUAACUCCUCCAGAAUCUCCGAUCCAAACUCCCAACAUCCGUGCGGCCGUGCCCAUAGACGAACUGAACAGCGCUAGCGACCGCCUCCGCAACCGUGGCCUUUCGUUUCGUUUCCCCUUUUGCCGUUGAUAAGCAGGGAGAGAGCAGAACUAUUUCAAACCCCUGCUUGAAGCAGACAAAGUAAGGAGAGAAGAGGAAAUGGUGGCCGUAUCGAAGAUUGAUUUGGGGGCUUGGUUCAGCAAGAGGGUGGUCGAUCCUCUCCACCAAAUCCUGCGCAGAGGGAUGGAACCAAAGCAAUUAGCAUUUUCUGCAGCUCUUGGCUUUACCCUAGGAGUCUUUCCCAUUUGUGGAGUCACUGCUCUGCUGUGUGGGAUGGCAAUUGCAUUACUUGGAUCGCGCUGCCAUGCUCCCACCGUGAUGUUAGCAAACCUUAUUGCAACGCCUAUUGAGCUGAGUCUUGUUGUACCAUUCUUGCGUUUUGGGGAAGUUAUAAUUGGUGGACCCCAUUUUCCAUUGACAUCUGAUGCUUUGAAGAAGGUCUUGACUGGGGAAGCUUCUCAUGAAGUCGUUCAAAGUGUUCUUCAUGCGCUAUUGGGAUGGCUUGUUGCAGCACCAGCUAUUCUCGGAGCAUUGUUUGUGAUACUUUUGCCGUGUUUUAAGGUGUUGGUUGUCAAGUUCCAUAGUGUUCCAUCAAGCCCAAGACAGUCAGGCGGUAUUCUCUCAGAUGUUACCCUUAAGGAAAUUUCUUGUUAACUUGCAUCCGCGUACGGAGAUUGGGAAGUUCCUCUGUCGAGUCAACAGAAGAUGGAAAUAUCAGCUGACGACUGGUUUACGAAGGUCAGAAAUAAAUCUAGCAUAAAUCUGAAACCACAUUGUCUGUAUGAUAACUUAAGGAGGAGGAUAGUUCCCUUGUCUUAUUUUGCUAUAUUCUGAAUCAUUUUUCGCUUUAGUUUGUGUCUCUUGGUUGCGCAUAGUUGAUUAUCGUCGUCCACUGUGAACAAAAUUGUUUUGUGAAUGGCAGAAGAU
This is a messenger RNA of Linum tenue, 1146 nucleotides long. The record is from the annotation of a GenBank genome assembly. Lineage: Eukaryota; Viridiplantae; Streptophyta; Magnoliopsida; Malpighiales; Linaceae.